AUGUUCGGAACGAGAUCUAGAGUGCGAGCAACAGAACUCUCUGCUCAGGCAUCCGGGCAACCUCAAGAACCACUCGUCCAGCAACGAGCAGAACCACCCGUCCAGCAACAAGCAGAAUCGCCCGUCCAGCAACAAGCUGAAUCGCCCGUCCAGCAACGAGUAGAACCACCCGCCCACGAACGAGCAGAACCACCCGUCCACGAACGAAUAGAUACAAUCGACGAAGAACAGGGUCUAAAUCAGCGGGAAGCUGGCCAAGACACCAAGGUCGCAGACAAACCUCCCCAAAGACUAUAUUCCCUCUACGAAAAUCCACACUCGAAGUCGCCUGGCUUCAGACAAUCACAACAAGGCGAACGUCUCCUUAACUGGCUGGAAUCUAUCAAGCCAUACCGCAUUCAUCGACCCAGAUCGGACACGAACGUUCAGAUCUUGCCCGAAUUCUACACCAACAUGCCACCUAAGUCGACCUUGAAAGACUCCACCAUCGGUCCACAGGACCAGGGGACCAUUUAUCAUUCGGCAGGGGUUUCUGGCGUGGAACCAGUCUCCAAGGCGAACCCAAGGCCUGUUCUGGACCGCGGCUACCGGGACACUCUUCAAGCAACUGAGGUGAUUCUGCUUGAAGCCGAAGAGACGGUGGCAACUAACAUUCAGUCGGUGAUAGACGUCAUCAACUCUAAAUGUGGCCAAACGCCAGACCCAAAGGGAGAGCUAGGAUCUCAGUCCCUCUCUGAUGAAUGUGUAAACAUGGCCAUAAAUGGCGCAAAUGAGCAAGAAGUCACUCGCUUCUUCGAUUCUUACUUCUUUUCCAAAAAAGAACUUCCCAAGAACGUGCGCCGUAACGAUGGGCCCAUGAGAAGAGAUGACGUUCCUAAAUCCUCCUCCACCGUGGGCAAUAUCAGCAUUCCCAAUCCGGAUCUGCUUCUAGGGUAUCGGGGGAAAAGCUUCCCGCACGUGCAACCCGGGCAACUGAAUGCUUGGGACACAAACCUUGCCAAGUUCGCUUUCCUCUCAGUUGACUAUAAGGGGGACAGUGCUUCCACCGGCAGUCUUUGGGUCGCCACAAAUCAAUGCCUGGUAGCAACUGCCACGUGCGUUCGCACCAUGAUGAAACUACGGGAUGAGGUAAAGACACGAGGGGCUGUGGAAGUGGCUGAUACGCUCGACGGCCAUAUCUUUGGUCUGGUUGCAAGCGGUACGGAGGCCAGACUGUUUAUAACAUUCGCAGGAAACGACGGCAAAAGAAAAUAUAUGAAAUUCAUUCGUGGUUUUCUUUUAUACAACACAGCACAGCGUCAAGACCUAGGGAGGUGCAUCAAGCAGAUCUUCAAGUGGGCUGAAGAACGCCAGGGCCGCAUUGUGGCUGCUAUCGAUGUCAUCUUGGAAAGACGCCUGACGGAGGCGAACAUGACGGCGGCGAACAUGACGGCGGCGAACAUGAUGGCGGCGAGCAUGAUGGCGGCGAACAUGAUGGCGGCGAACAUGAUGGCAGCGAACACGACGGCGGCGAACAAGAGGACCCACGAUGAUGAUGGGGAUGGUCCCCCAACCAAGCGUUGA
Messenger RNA from Clonostachys rhizophaga, 1563 nucleotides. The record is from the annotation of a GenBank genome assembly. Lineage: Eukaryota; Fungi; Ascomycota; Sordariomycetes; Hypocreales; Bionectriaceae.